This is a messenger RNA of Cutaneotrichosporon oleaginosum, 934 nucleotides long. RefSeq lists its product as uncharacterized. Gene Ontology annotation, biological process: proteasomal protein catabolic process. The record is from RefSeq and is a predicted model, not a curated record. Lineage: Eukaryota; Fungi; Basidiomycota; Tremellomycetes; Trichosporonales; Trichosporonaceae. Gene Ontology annotation, cellular component: proteasome core complex; proteasome core complex, beta-subunit complex; nucleus.
CUCCCAAUCACUCACUCCCUCUCCUCUCCGACGACGAGCACGGCCGAUACGCAGUCGACUCUCCGUCCAGCAUGAACCACCACCCCGCAGCCUGGGGCCAGCCCCUUACCGCCCACCAACAGUUCGACAUGUACUCUACCUUCCCUAUCGGACACACGGGCGCGGCGGCCGCGCCCGUCACACACACGCAGCAGCCGCUCGUGACGGGCACGUCGGUGAUCGGCCUCAAGUACGCGGACGGCGUGAUGCUGGCGGCGGACAACCUGGCGUCGUACGGCUCGCUCGCGCGCUUCCGCGACAUCCAGCGUCUGCACCCUUUGGGCACGCACACGAUCCUCGGCGCGGCGGGCGACAUGUCCGACUUCCAGUGGCUCAAGAAGGAGCUGGACGCGCUGCUGCGCGACGAAGAGGCGCUCAAGCUUACGGACGGACACCCCCCACUCGCCCCGCGGAACCUGUACACCUUCCUCGCGAACCUGUUCUACAGCCGACGGAGCCGCAUCAACCCGCUGUGGAACGCGUGCCUCGUCGGCGGGUGGGACUUUGAGAAGGACGAGCCAUUCCUUGGGUAUGUCGAUCUCCUCGGCACGACGUACACGGCGCCCACGCUUGCGACAGGGUUCGGGAUGCACCUCGCGCAGCCGCUUCUGCGUGAAAAGUUCGAGGCGAAGGCCGGCGUCGAUGGAAAGGGCCCGCUGCUGAGCGCAGAGGAGGCCGAGGCCGCCCUCGACGAGUGCAUGAAAGUGCUGUUCUACCGCGACGCGCGGAGUAUCAACAAGUACCAGAUUGCAAAGGUCACGAAGGACGGCGUGACGAUUUCGGACUCGAAGACGGCGCCUACAGUCUGGGACUUUGCCGAGGGCCUGCGCGGGUACGGAGCGCAGGUGCAGUAGGCGUGGAAGUAGAUAGACAGCAUGCAUGUGUAGGCAGUAGG